AUGAACGAAAGUCUUACAGCACCGGUAACGGAGUGGGAGGUUAAAUUAGCUCUUUUUGCUAUGCACCCAGAAAAAGCACCAGGGCCAGAUGGGAUGACUGCACUGUUUUACCAGAAAUUCUGGGAUAUAGUAAAGGAAGAUUUAACUCUUAUGGUUAAUAAGUUCCUUACUGAUGGGAUAAUGCAUGAUGGUCUGAAUGAAACUAAUAUUUGUCUCAUCCCAAAAACAACAAAAUCUAAUGAAAUGGCUCAGUUUCGGCCUAUAAGUUUGUGUAACGUAAGUUACAAGAUUAUCUCUAAGGUCCUAUGCCAGAGACUUAAGAAAGUGCUACCAGGUUUGAUAUCGGAAACCCAAUCAGCCUUCGUUGCUGGAAGACAAAUUUCUGAUAAUAUUAUGAUUGCUCAAGAGAUGUUUCACGCUCUCAGGACAAAGCCAAGCGGACGAAACAAAAGAAUGGCUAUUAAGACAGAUAUGAGCAAAGCCUAUGAUAGGAUGGAGUGGUCAUUUAUUGAAGCUGUGAUGAGAAAGAUGGGUUUCUCAGAAACUUGGAUCACAUGGAUAAUGAGAUGCAUCACGUCAGUACAAUAUAGAGUCUUCAUGAAUGGCCAACCGAAAGGAAACAUUAUUCCAGGAAGAGGCCUACGCCAAGGAGAUCCUUUGUCUCCUUUCAUUUUUAUUCUAUGCACGGAAGCGCUCGUCAGCCUUCUUAAUCACGCAGAGAACCAGGGAAAGAUAACAGGGAUGCGCGUUACCCGCGCGUGUCCAUCGGUGAAUGGCUGGACAUGGCGCUGGCUCUCGAAAGGAGGAAAGGAGGUAUUGAUUAAGUCCAUUUUGCUUGCUCUCCCGACGUAUGUUAUGUCUACUUUUCUGCUCCCAUUGGAGAUAUGUGAAAACCUUGCCAGUGCUAUUGCCCAAUUCUGGUGGAGCUCGAAUCCCCCUAAGAGAGGAAUACACUGGUCGAAAUGGGAGAAAGUUUGCCUACCAAGAGAAGAAGGAGGGAUUGGAUUUCGCUUGAUUCACGAGUUCAAUCUGGCACUACUGGCGAAACAAUUAUGGAGGCUAACACAAAACCCGGAUUCGCUAGUCGCCCGUGUACUAAGAGGAAGAUAUUACAGACUAAGCUCGCCUUUACGAGUAAAUUCUGUAAACAGUCCUUCUUAUGUUUGGACUAGUAUUUCUGCUGCGAGGGAACUUUUGUUGCUGGGGAUAAGACAGAAAAUACACUCUGGUUAUAAGGUGAAGGUGUGGGAAGACCCCUGGAUUCCAUUGAAUCCUGCCAGGGCAGCUAUACCCAUAGCGCCAGUUAUGCAUCCAAAUAUGAGAGUGAGUGAUCUUAUUAACCAGGAGCUAAAGGAAUGGGAUGUUAAUCUACUGGAACAAUAUGUCAACUUUGAUGAUAUACCACUCAUAAGGAGUUUAGCCAUAAGCACAUCUCAUAGACCUGACACGUUUUGCUGGAACUUCACGAGACAUGGACAAUACACGGUCAAGUCUGGAUACUGGGUUGCUCAAAAUCUUUUGAAGGAUGCAGACGAAAAGCAGAUGUUAGAGCCAAUAACGAGAAAUCUAGUAAAGCAGAAUAUGAGAUGCAACAAUUACUGCCCAAGAUGUGGAGAACCAGAGGAGUCAGUAACACAUGCUAUUUUCGAAUGUCCACCUGCGCUACAAGUUUGGUUACAUUCAUCGACUCCAACUAAUCCUGGUGUCUUUCCAACAUCAAGUAUCUACACGAAUAUGAACUACCUCUUCUGGGAAAAAGACGGUUCACUUGAACCAGAACUAGAUAGGGAUCCUUAUCCCUGGCUAAUUUGGUACAUCUAG
Raphanus sativus (radish) is the source of this 1821-nucleotide messenger RNA. RefSeq lists its product as uncharacterized. Lineage: Eukaryota; Viridiplantae; Streptophyta; Magnoliopsida; Brassicales; Brassicaceae. The transcript has 3 exons. The record is from RefSeq and is a predicted model, not a curated record. The coding region runs from base 1 to 1821 and encodes 606 amino acids.